This is a messenger RNA of Echinococcus granulosus, 3447 nucleotides long. RefSeq names its product Protocadherin-1. The coding region runs from base 1 to 3447 and encodes 1148 amino acids. The record is from RefSeq and is a predicted model, not a curated record. Gene Ontology annotation, biological process: homophilic cell-cell adhesion. Gene Ontology annotation, molecular function: calcium ion binding. Lineage: Eukaryota; Metazoa; Platyhelminthes; Cestoda; Cyclophyllidea; Taeniidae. The transcript has 2 exons. Gene Ontology annotation, cellular component: plasma membrane.
AUGAUAAAACCAGAUGAGCAUUUUGUGUUGACCAUCAACGGAGAUAUCACGACAAGCCACGCCAUUGAUCGGGAUGUGGUUUGCAGUAAAUUGGAUUGCUGCGAUCGACUAAUCUGUUACAUGUAUGCGGAAGCCUAUUUCUUCACCACUCGAUCACAUCCCCUCGUAUUUAAUGUGACCUUUACUUUCUCGGAUGAAAAUGACAAUCCCCCCAAGUUUGAUGUACCCCAAGAGAAUUUGGUGAAACUUCCAGGCUGGAUACCUGACCAAUAUCGAGAGCUCCCCUUUUUACACUUAUCAGUGCCUGAAUCGGUCAGGAUAAACUCUAAACUGUCUCUUCCACUAGCGACUGACCUCGACUCAAUUGAUUUCGGAAUUAACUCAUAUGAGUUGCAGCCGCUUCAUAUGAACACCACUUCCUCGGUUAGUCCAUUUCGACUGGUCCAUGAGAGAUCUCGCCUUGGAGCCGAAACUCUAGCAUUGAUUACUGGUCGAAGCCUCGAUCGUGAAGAGCAGGAUAACUACUGGUUUUUGUUAUUAGCACUGGGAAGUGGGUCGCCACCUCUCUCCGGUAGUCUGUUACUUCAAAUUCAAGUGGAUGACAUAAAUGACCACGCUCCCAUUUUCCAACGGCCCUUAUCAAAGUCGGGCCACACUAUUGAAUUGCCCGAGAAUACUCCUGUUGGACAAGUGGUUUACAGCUUUAAGGCAACGGAUCAAGAUGUGGGAGACAAUGGAAAGUUAACUUUUGCAGUCAACUACGGUGCCAGUCUACCGAGAACUUCAGUCCUUGUCAACAAGUGGGUGUUGGACCCAGUAACUGGUGAUCUCUCAGUCGCUGGUGUCCUCGAUUAUGAACACAAAGAAGACAGAAAAUUUGUACUCUGUUUGCUUGCUAAGGAUGGCGGCAAUCCUCCCCUAACCGCAACAACAAUAUUCACCAUACUUAUCACCGAUGUGAAUGAUAAUCCGCCUGUAAUUGAGGUGAAGUCUACGGGGGAGCAGGGAGACAACGAGAGCCAUUUUGACAUAGAGGAGAAUGAUGGCGAAAUUAGGCUUCUCAAACUCAUAUCCGUAAGCGAUCCCGACUCUAACUCUGAGGAGAGUAUAUCGUGCCACCUUAGUAAAAGCCGUAACGAUUUUGCUCUUAAAAAGUACAGUUCUCUACUCUACGGCCUGUUUAACAGUCGAGCAUUUGACUUCGAGAGAAAUGUUGAUGCAGAUGGAUACUUAAACGUCGAUCUCUCAUGCACAGAUAAUGGUACGCCUUCUCUUACCUCCGGGUUGACCAUCCGGGUGAGUCUCCGUGACCUUAACGACAAUUGUCCACAGUUUGAGUACCAGACAUUCACUUUCAGUGUGCAGGAGGACAUCCCGAUUGGGUCAGAGAUUGGUCGAAUAGUCGCGCGAGAUGCUGAUAGCGGCCCGAGAGGCAGACUGAGCUAUUGGCUUGGUGCUGAUGAUCCAGACGACCUUGAUCUUGUAGAUAUUGACCGAGAAACAGGAAGAAUUACUACAAAAGUUGCAUUGGAUCGAGAGGAGAAGGAGAUACUUAAUUUUCACGUAACAGCUGCCGAUGGAGGAAAUCUAGACGUUUAUCAGGAGUUCGAGGGAAUUCCCAGAGAGGCAAAAACUAACACUACUACUAUCACUAUUCAUUUAUUGGAUGCAAACGACAACGCACCGCAGUAUAUGGGUGAGAAGGAGGUUCAUGUACGUGAGAAUAAUGAAGAGGGUUUCGUAAUUCUUGACAGUCUUCCCUUUCGAGACAAUGACUUAGGGGAGAAUGGGACUGUUCGGUUAUUUGUCACCGACUAUGGUUACGAUGCUGUGGAACAUCUUAUGCCCUCUCAUUCUAGCGGAAUGUUUUCUCUACUCAAUGAUAAACAGUUAAUUUUGACUGUAUCAGUUGAUCGAGAGCAAAAUCCCCAUAUCUUUUUGAGAAUAAUCGCGAUGGAUGGAGGACAAGCACGACAGCUAACCAGUACCACGACUCUUACUGUCAUUGUAGAUGAUGAGAACGAUAAUUAUCCCCAGCUCACACACCCACCGAAUGCCACUAUGCUUCCUAAUCCCAAUAACCACUACGAAACAAUCGAUGACCACGAGAGUCGAACAAUACCCGUGGACACACCCAUCGGCAGCCUUAUAACCACUUUGAGGUCUCGUGAUCUGGACUCCGGCGAUAAUGGACGCGUUUCUUACUACAUUCGAAGAGCAGAACCCCAUGAACUCUGGUUUCCCACACACCAAAGCCAUGUGGGACAUGACGUGGAGGGCUCUUUACAGAAACACAAGCUAGUUGCAGAUGGUAAUCAGUACUUUAAAAUUGACGAGGUAGAUGGUCAUUUAAGGACCGCUUGGUUGUAUGGGAGCCAAAAUAAUCACGUGAGUAGGAACAUUACAGGAAUACCACUUUCUCCACCGUCGUUUGGUGUGCACGUUAUUGUUGUGGAACUCAGAGACGCUGGAAAUCCGUCUUUGACAACGCGGGUGGUACUUUAUGCUAACAUCACCGAGGCCGUGAAUUUGGGCCUCUUUGGACUCUCGGGAUUUGGAUUCGGUGAAGCCGGUCUGGGAAACACUGUGAUCUUGAUUCUCAUAAUCAUUUGCAGUUUUGCUCUUAUAAUCAGUCUUACAGCCGCAAUAUUUUGGGUACGACUUAAAGUCUACACGACUAAUGGUCAGUCCAAUCAGGCAAACUGUAUCAAAUACCAGACAAAAAGUGUCAGUGUUUAUCAAGAUGGUCUGUCAAAAAAUCCUUGUGACGGUGGACUUGGUUAUCUGGAUGGCGCGGGGACAUUUAAGCCGUUGGAAGGCAUUCGAUGGAGUACUCCAAACGUUCUCGAUCCGUUAAGAUACACAGUACACACCCCUCCAAACAUUGGAGCUCAGGACAACAGUGGUAGCCUAACAUUUAUUGGGAAAUCACCGAACGGGUAUCUGGAAUCCGAGGAGGUGCAAAUGCUUCCGAUGAUUCACCCCACUGAAGCCAGUGGCAUGGUGAUGCGAGGUUAUGAUCAGUUAAUUAUGGGAAAUAGUGAACGAUAUGAGCUUUGCUUCCCAGAGGCCGUUUUACCUAACUUUGCCCAACUGCAUGCGGGCUCGACAGAGAGUGACAGUGGAAUGGACAGUGGGGGCUACAUGAUUGGACAUGCGUCAUCACCCUCUCCCGAGGGGGCCACUGAACAUCCCUUGGAGCCAGCGCCCGAGCUAAGUGUCCCUUCGACUUUUAAGCCCUCUCAUAGUCGUGCUUUCGUCCAUUUGACCACCGGAUGCAGCACAAUAGCAGUUGAUGUAAUUAGGCAGAGUCCUGUCAAACAGAUCCUGCUUGGAACAACCUGCAACGCCAUGGACUUGGGUGGUCUUUUCAAAAGUCUCGGCUACAUUCCCCGCGAUUCUGCUAAAACUGGGAAACUCCCAACGAUGUCAAAGCUAAUGAUGUAG